Hirsutella rhossiliensis is the source of this 708-nucleotide messenger RNA. RefSeq names its product CDP-alcohol phosphatidyltransferase domain-containing protein. Gene Ontology annotation, cellular component: mitochondrion; membrane. Bases 1 to 708 code for a protein of 235 amino acids. Gene Ontology annotation, molecular function: cardiolipin synthase activity. Lineage: Eukaryota; Fungi; Ascomycota; Sordariomycetes; Hypocreales; Ophiocordycipitaceae. Gene Ontology annotation, biological process: cardiolipin biosynthetic process. The transcript has 4 exons. The record is from RefSeq and is a predicted model, not a curated record.
AUGGACUCGGGCAGCGGCGGCAUCGACAUCGCAGGCCCUGGUUCGUCCAGCAUCAAGCCUCCGCCCACCGAGACGGACCCCCGCGAACGCACGCCCAAGCCGAACCCGGCCCGCCUGCACGAAGACAUUUACACCGUCCCCAACAUCCUCACUCUGACGAGGCUCGCAGCCGCUCCUGGUAUUGGCUGUCUGGUGCUUUACGAUGCCCGGGCGUGGGCCGUCGGGCUGUUUGCCUAUGCCGCCAUCACCGACGUGGUCGACGGCUGGAUUGCCCGGCGCUGGAACUGCAAGACGGUCGUGGGCACUGUGCUUGAUCCCAUGGCGGAUAAGGCGCUCAUGACUGUUCUGACGGCUUGUUUGGCUGUCACAGGCGACCUGCCAGUGUGGGUGGCGACCAUCAUCCUUGGAAGAGACGUUGGCUUGGGCAUCGCGGCCAUUUACUACCGCUGGAUCUCCCUGCCGCCCCCAAAGACUUUUGCCCGCUAUUGGGACUUCUCCUUGCCCUCGGCCGAGGUGCGCCCAACCACCAUUAGCAAAUACAACACCUUCCUUCAGCUGACCCUGGUCGGUGCGACCACCGUCGCUCCUCUUCUCGACGCCGAUAUGUCGUGGGCGCUCAACGUCUUGCAAUAUGUCGUGGCCGUCACGACCCUGUGGAGCGGCCUGAGCUACAUCUUAAGCAAGGACGCUGUCAAAAUAAUCAAGUAG